Aplosporella prunicola CBS 121167 is the source of this 1419-nucleotide messenger RNA. RefSeq lists its product as uncharacterized. Gene Ontology annotation, biological process: cytoskeleton-dependent cytokinesis. Gene Ontology annotation, molecular function: GTP binding; GTPase activity; molecular adaptor activity. The transcript has 4 exons. The record is from RefSeq and is a predicted model, not a curated record. Lineage: Eukaryota; Fungi; Ascomycota; Dothideomycetes; Botryosphaeriales; Aplosporellaceae. Gene Ontology annotation, cellular component: septin ring; cell division site; septin complex. Bases 106 to 1149 code for a protein of 347 amino acids.
ACUACUCCACGCCCGACCACCUCCACGCGUCCAACUUUCUCUAGCUCUCCUCCCGACCACGCCACUCGUUAACUCUUCCAUCCCCGCACACUGUCUGUCGACACCAUGGCUGCCGCUCCCGCAACGCCCGCUGCUAUCGCUCCGGCGGCCUCCGUCUUCCCCAAGAGCCACGUCGGUUUCGACAGCAUCACCUCGCAGAUCGAGCGGAAGCUGUUGAAACGCGGCUUCCAGUUCAACGUCAUUUGCGUUGGCCAGACCGGACUGGGCAAGUCCACUUUGAUUAACACCAUCUUCGCCUCGCACCUUAUCGACAGCAAGGGUCGCCUGACCCCCGAUGAGUCUCCGCGCAGCACCACCGAAAUCCAGGCCGUUUCGCACGUUAUCGAGGAGAAUGGCGUUCGGCUGCGCCUCAACAUCGUCGACACCCCCGGUUACGGUGACCUGAUCAACAACGACCGCUGCUGGGACCCUAUUGUCAAGUACAUCAAGGAUCAGCACUCCGCCUACCUCCGUAAGGAGCUCACCGCGCAGCGUGAGCGUUACCUUCAGGACACCAGGAUCCACUGCUGCUUGUUCUUCAUCCAGCCCUCCGGCCACGCUCUCAAGCCCAUCGACAUUGUCGUCCUGAAGAAGCUCAGCGAGUUUGUGAACGUUGUUCCUGUUAUCGCCAAGAGUGACUCCUUGACGCUCGAGGAGCGCGCCGAGUUCAAGGCCCGGAUCAAGGAGGAAUUCGCUUUCCAUAACCUGCGCAUGUACCCGUACGACAACGAGGAAGACGACAACGAGGAGGUUGCCCUCAAGACCCAGAUCAAGGAGCAAAUCCCCUUCGCCGUCGUCGGUUCUGAGAAGACCAUCGUUGUUGGUGGCCAGCAGGUUCGCGGUCGCCAGAACCGCUGGGGUGUCAUUAACGUCGAGGAUGAGACCCACUGCGAGUUCGUCGCUCUGCGCGACUUCCUUACCCGCACCCACCUCCAGGACCUGAUCGAAACCACUUCGCAAAUCCACUACGAGUCCUUCCGCUCGAAGCAGCUUCUCGCACUCAAGGAAUCGAGCGCUGUUGGUCACGGCGGCGGGUCGCGCCCCAUCUCUCCCUCUGCCGACAGGGAGCUUAGCCGGAACAGCCAGAGGAUGACGAUGAACGGCUAUUAAAGAGCCAUCCAAAGCGCGAGUCGAGCGGCGUGAAAACGCCCAGCCAAGUUGCGAGGCGGGGGGACGAGUAUGAUACCAACGCAGGCCAGCAGGGCCAAAUUUGCUUCGACAAAAGAGUUUCCGUUUAAGCGGUGGAGUAGGUUUCGUUUUGACUUCGGAGCUUGUAUUUGCAUAGUUCUUGGUUGCUCUCUCUUCCACCUUUAUAGUGUAGUAGCCCUUAUUUUUUCUCCUUAGGCGAAAAGCAGUCAAAUACCUUUUGCGGCGGUGGGG